AAAUAAAUAAUAAACACUGUCCAUUACAUUACAACCUUCAUUCAUCUUUAUUCCAAUAUGGAUGCUCCCCCCCCUGCUGCAGCAGAAGAACCUCCUAACACACCAACCCUAAAAUAUAAGACAUGGGUUCUCAAAGUCUCCAUUCACUGUGUUGGCUGCAAACGAAAAGUCAAGAGACUCCUCCAAAGCAUCGAAGGUGUGUAUACCAUUGAUAUUGAUUCGAAGCAACACAAAGUCACGGUUGUAGGCAACGUUGAAGUCGACAUACUUAUAAAGAAACUGAUCAAGAACGGAAAGCACGCCGAGAAGUGGCCGGAAAACCCCACCAAAAAGGAGAAGCCGGCCAACGUUGACGAGAAUAAAGACAAAGACAAAAGCUCCGAAAGCAGUGGCAGUGAUGAAGAAGAUAACAAUAAUAAUAACAAUAAUAAUAAUAAUAAUCCUCCACCUGAAAAUGGGAACACCCCAAGUAAACCCGGUGGUCCAUCAGUGAAGUUCGCUGGUGUACCGGAGAAUAAUCCGGCUCCAGCGAGUGAUCAAACGGGUGGUGGCGGAGGAGGUGGUGCAAAAAAGAAGAAAAAGAAAAAGAAGAAAAAGAGUAAUGCGGGUGCACCGCCUUCUGGUGGACCAGCGGACACCGGAAUGGUAGCUCCAGAUGUGGGGACUACACAAGUCGUUGAACAAGUGCAUCGUAGCCCUCAACAGGGCUACCCGUAUCCGAUGCCUGCUGGUCCAGCUUAUGCUGUGUGUUACAAUGAAGCGCACCCCACUGGAUACAGUGGUCCCGCGUACUAUAUUCCUCCUACACCGUACACAUAUGAUUACCUGGAGGAUGAUUAUGAAAUUGUAAUGUCAUCUCGUCCGUCGGAUACGUUUGAGAUGUUGAGUGAUGAAAAUCCGUACGGAUGUUCUGUUAUGUAAUUAUGUAAGGGUUGCCUUUUGUUUGAAUAUUGUGAUCAGGACACUGGAACUUUUGGAUUUUAACACUUUGUACUUUUGUUGUCA
Molecule: messenger RNA, 1005 nt
Organism: Helianthus annuus (common sunflower)
Lineage: Eukaryota; Viridiplantae; Streptophyta; Magnoliopsida; Asterales; Asteraceae
Product: heavy metal-associated isoprenylated plant protein 36
Exons: 3
Coding region: 58-921 (287 amino acids)
Molecular function (GO): metal ion binding
Source: RefSeq, a predicted model, not a curated record